Molecule: messenger RNA, 6882 nt
Organism: Salvelinus namaycush (lake trout)
Lineage: Eukaryota; Metazoa; Chordata; Actinopteri; Salmoniformes; Salmonidae
Exons: 18
Coding region: 454-6642 (2062 amino acids)
Biological process (GO): negative regulation of transcription by RNA polymerase II; regulation of immune system process; regulation of cytokine production
Source: RefSeq, a predicted model, not a curated record
UGUAGGCUCGAGUGUUGUCUUUAUGGUUGAUAAACAUAAUAUUAAUCAAUCUGCUAUCUUGGUCAAUAGACGAUACAGUAUUUCAUUUUCUAAGGCACCCAUUUUGGCUCAACAGCACCCCCAGAGGCAAAACUUCUUUAUCUUUAAUGGAGUAUUCCUUAGGUAAUAAAAAUAGCGUUGCUUAUUUUUGUCUUGCGGUAGGCUACAAUAUUUUUCAAAAUAGAAAUCAACUAAAAUCUAACAGAGCCAUGUUAGUGGUAAUGUAAGUUGGCAGCUUGGAGGACUUAUUCUAUUACUUAUUUUGGAUAAGGUACAGGCGGAAAGAAAAUUGAGUCCAGUCUUGGGUACCGGAAGUUUGGGGAAGUAGAUCGAUGUUACUUCGCUCGUUAGGGAGCAGUCAAAUAAUUUUGUUUUCAAAUUAUUCUGCGCUUUUACAUAAGUAUAUUUAUAGCCAUGGAUGCAUGUGGACUAUCUAAAGACAUCAAUGAUCCAGUUCUCAGUCUUUCUUCUCUGCACCUCCUGGUUCCACCCUUGCGGCUCCUGUCUGCUGCCAUGUGGCAGGUGGCUCAACAAAGAGAUGUGAGGCACUAUGAGAAGUUGGAGGAGUUUGUGACUCUGGUGACAGAGGCCAUUCCAGAGCUGCUGAGCCACAGACAUAGAGCUCAGCUCAUUCUAGGUCUGAGAGCACGGCUGGUUCUGGAGCUGUGCCGAGGCCCUGUCGACCCUCAAACCAUCCAACCUUACCUGGACAGAAUGCCCACUGUAACUCCAGGAUGUACAGGAUACAGAGACGCAGAGGUGGAAGCAUCUGAAUCAAAUUUUGUGGUGCUUGUCCAAUCACUGCUAAAGGACCCAGUCGAGAGGGAGUGCUUCUUUCAGGAGGUGUUCCCGGAACAAUAUGGCCGACAUUAUGACACAGCGGUGCAGACAUUAACAUGGGAGUUCCUCUCCAGACUGGAACAACUGUUUCCAGUACCAGACCUCAAGCAGACGGCGACAUGGCUCAGCUCUGCACCUUCCGUCCUGGAGGAGUGUAUGCAGUCUACCCCAGAGAAUCUGAACCUCAUUCUCCAGCACCAUAAGAGUUUUGGACAUUUAAAAGAACCUUCUGCUCUCUCCUCCUCCAUGGGCGGCGACAUCCUUUCCUCUCUGUCCACCCCUAAAAUGGUGGUCACCACUGAGCCGACCACUUUUGUAAUCCGGUCAGAGUCGUCACAUAACUCGGCAGACGUGCUGGGCCCCAUGUCUUUAGAGGACACUGAUGCGGUAGUGGUAACAGUUUACACUGAAGUGGAGGUUGGAACAGAGGUGGAAGAAGAGAUUGUAGAGACGAUGAACGAGGAAUACGUACCGUCAAACGCCUCUCCACUGCGGGAGGAGGUGGUUGAACUUAAAGCUGAGGAUAUGAAUCUGGAGAUGACAGUCGUUGAAGAAUAUGGCUACGUGGGGGAGGAGAUGAGUGCAGCCGAGGAAGAGAUGGACACAGUGAGUGUUCCAGUGGAGCAAGCCGAUGAAGCCGUUAAUAUCAGUGAAGACAUUGGAACUGGGACAGAGACUGUAGCAGUCAAAACAUAUGUCCAAGAUGAGGUGGUGGCAGAUCAGGACGGCCAAUCAGAGACUGUGAAUGUAUGUGUGAACCAGGAAGGGAAGGACACGUCCCAUGUGGUCAACUUUCAAACCCAACAACCUGCGACGUCAAAUGUGAGGCGGUCUACACGGCUGCAGUCGAAGACACCAAGAACUUGGAGGAGGAAAAAUAACACUGAGAACAAGAAAAACGGUGAGGCCUCAAGCGUGGUUUAUGUCAUCUCACCCAGGGGAAGAGAAGCCGGUGGAUCUGACAAGGUGACCCCCUUUACCUGCCCUAAGUGUGCCUACCACAGUCUGGAGGAAAAGAGCCUUCACCUCCACAUGCAAAGCAUUCACACAGAGGAGUACAACAAGCCCAAUGUGUCUGGGAAAAACAGAGCAGAGGUUUCACCAUGUCCCGACAGCACUCGCCAGAUAUUCACAUCAAUCAAACCUCUCCUUUCUUCAAAAACUUUAACAACUGAAAACUCUGAGAAUCAAACCGGUAAUGCUGGGACUCCCACCAAAGCAAAAGGCUACCAUAAGGCCCACACAUGCGCCACGUGCGGUAGGAUCUUCACUCGCUCCUCAGAUGUGAGGAGACACCAGCUCACCCACACGGGUGAGAGACCUUUCCACUGCUCUCAAUGCGACAGGACCUUCCAGCAUUCGUGGGACCUGACCAAGCAUGAGAAGAAACAUGGUGGGACAUCUAUCUCUUUCCCCUGCCAGAAGUGCGGGAGCUCCUUUGCCAACCUCCGCUCUCUGACAGCCCACCACAGAAGUUCCCACCUGGGCGAGAGCGACCUGCCCCACCUCUGCUCCAUCUGUGGCAAGAGCUUCCCCUCCUCCUCUGAGUUGCUGGAGCACAGGAAGAGCCACGGGACCAGCCUCCAGUACAUCUGCCAGCAGUGUGGCGAAAGCUUCCACUCCCUGCUGGCUCGCUCCCAACACCGGCAGACCCACCUGGUAAAGCGGCAGUUCAAGUGCCCGCACUGCGACAAGAGCUAUACGCGCAAAGCUGAUGUGAAGAGGCACAUGUUCUCCCACAGCGGCGAGCGACCGCACCAGUGCAACCAGUGUGGGAGAUGCUUUUCCUUCCUCUUCCUGCUCAAGAAACACCAAAUAGUUCACACGGGCGAGAGGCCUUUCCAGUGCUCCUACUGUCCCAAGAGGUUCACAUUGAUAUCCAUCCUGAGCAGACAUGAGAGAAUGCACACCGGGGAGAGACCCUUCCUCUGCUCUCAGUGUGGGAAGAGCUUUCUGUCCCAGGGGGAGCUGUCCAAGCACCACCGCUCCCACACUGAUGAGAGACCGUACGCUUGCAAUCAGUGUGACAAGAGGUUUAAGAGCAAAAAAUCCCAACAGGAACAUAUCAUCUCCCACACCGGCGUGCGCCCUUACCCUUGCUCUUAUUGUGGGAAAGGGUUCACCAAACCAUACGCUCUGACCAGGCACCAUCUCAUACACACAGGGGAAAGACCAUUCCCCUGCGUCCACUGUGGGAAGACAUUUCUCACCCCCGCAGAGGUACAACUACACAUCCGCAUUCACACAGGGGAACGCCCUUACCCCUGCCCUGAUUGUCAGCUGAAGUUUAGGAGUUCGUCAGACUUGGCACGACACAAACGCUUUCAUACAGGGGUGCAGACAUUUGUCUGUAACCAGUGUAUGAAAAACUUUCCCACCUCGUCCAAACUGAAGAAACACAUGGAGAACCACUCAGAGACAGAGGCAGUCCAGAGCUCAGACUUUGGAGAAAAUUCAAACCAAGUGACACCUAAUACGGGAGACCGUGAGGAUCCGAAUGAGGAGAUGGAGGACUCAUCCAUGAACGAUAUACAAGAAAUGGACAUUGGUGAGAGGACUAGUGCGGGGGUAUCAGAACAGACCUCGGGGAAGCACAGCCGGAGCACGCUGAAAAAGAAACCCCAGAUGUGCUGGAAGAUGGGCCACUGGCGAGGGACCCUCAGAACUCACCACAUUCUGAGGGUGCCACUGGUGGCACAAGCAUGUCUCCCUCUCCUCUCCCUCUGCCUCUUGGUUCCACCCAUUCAGCUUAUGUCAGCGUCCAUAUGGCAGGUGGUGCAACAGCGAGAUGCCAUGAAUUAUGCAAUGCUGGCGGAGUUUGUCUCCCUGGUGACAGAGAUGGUCCCGGAGUUGCUGAUCUAUAGGCACAGGGCCCAACUUAUUUUGGGAUUGCGAGCAAGGCACAUUCUGGAGUUGUGUCGCAGUGAGCAUCCUGUAGAACCUCAGGUCAUCUUAACCCAGCUGUACAUGAUUCAACCACUUACCCACUUCAGUAAUGAUGUAAGUGACACAGAGGUGGAGUCGUCAGAGACUAAUUUUCUGGAGCUGGUCCAGACCCUGCUUAAAGACCCUGAUGAGAGAGAGCAUUUUUUCACAGAGAUAUUCCCAGUGGAGUAUGGACCACAAUAUGACAUCGAGCUGCAGACUCUACUGUGGGAGUUCCUGUCCAGAUUGGUUCAACUGUUACCGACCCCUGACCUCGCACAGACAAUGGCAUGGCUCGGUACUGCCCCCUCAGUCUUGGAUGAUUGUGCCCAUGUUAUAUCUCAUCCAGCAGAUCUGAAGAGUCUGCUCCAGCACCAUAAACGUCUUGGACAUUUGGAGCAACAUGUACCCCCCUGCGCCAUGGGCGACUGCAUCCUGUCCUCUCUCUCCAUCCCGCCACACAGUAGAACGGUGAUCAGCACUGAGCAGACCACCUGUGACAACCAGUCAGAACCCUCGCAGGAGUUUGUGGAUGACUUCGAGGUGGAAAUUGUAACUCUGACAGAUUAUGAAGAGGUUGAAUUAGGUUUGAGUCAGGAGGAGGUGGAGGAUGGGAACGAUGACGAAGGACAGACCAUGGAGGACAAGGAAGAAGAGCCUAAAGAAAUGCCCGCUGAAGAAGUGGAGGAAGAGGAGAAAGUGAUGGAGAACCAUGAAGAGAGGGGCUUGGAGAACAACUCGCAUCUAGAAGAAGCCGAGGAUGACCCAGCAUCCUCCCAUCACCAAACAUCCUCUGGGCCACACAUCUGCUCAGUCUGUGAGAAGAGCUUCAAGUUUGCCUCUGCACUAAUAGCCCACCAGGUCAUCCAUACAGGAGAGCGCCCGUAUGUGUGCCAUCUGUGCGGCCGGUGUUUCUCCUUCAGGCAGUCUCUGGACAGGCACAAACAGACACAUAAGGAUGGGCGCGUUUACGACUGCUUGAUCUGUGGGGAGACCUUUCAGUCCUUGUCAGCCCGCACAGAGCACAAGAAGAGCCAUAUGGAGCAAGGCGCUUACCAGUGCUCACAGUGCCACAGGAAGUUCAACUGGGCGUCGGCUAUGGUGAGACACCUGAAGGCUCACACAGAGGGCACUGAGGUCAAAACGCAGGAACUUACAAAAAGCCUGAAGUCUGAGAAAGAGGAUAUAGGGAUUAAAGAGAUUGUAGGAGAGGUGGCUAUUGAACCCCCUGAAACAGACCCGGUGUUGGAGGAUGGAGGGAAAUCCUGUCACAAUCCACAGGAAGGAGCGGGUCUCAAACAACAGGAAGGAGAUGGUCAGUUUGGUCAGUCCACUUCAUCUGAGCCUGCAGUGUUGGUGCCUGGACUUCUGGACAAGGUCGUAACACUUGUCAAGGUCCGUACCAGUGGUAGGAAAACGAAACCGACCUUGAAGGUGCAGAUGGUGAACCUGCAGAAGCUCAAGGGAAAGGUUGCCACCCCAAAGAGGAGGACGGGUGGAAGCUUGAUGAACCCCCAGGGUUUCACACCAUUGCAUUUUAAGAGUGAGGAACACUCCUAUGGCUCACCAGUGGUCUCAACAAAGGAAGGAGAUACAGGGUGGUGUCCAUUCUCCUGUCCCGAGUGCUCAUUCGUCAACUCAGACGAGGCGUCCGUCCAGCAGCAUAUUGAGACGAACCACUCGGGGGAAGUACAGGAAGACGCUCCACACCAAACUGGCCAAGCUGGACACUAUGAUUGCCCAGACUGUAACAGCAGCUACAAGUUUCAGUCCUUACUGAAAUACCAUCGGCGCGUACACACCGGCGAGCGCCCAUACGUGUGCCCUCAGUGCGGACGCCGCUUCUCCUUCAAGCAGUCACUAGAGAGGCACAAACAGACACACAAGGAUGGGCGCAAGCAUGACUGUCUGAUCUGUGGGCAGAACUUCAAGUCCUUGUCAGCAUACACAGAGCACAAGAAGAACCACAUGGAGAACGGUGUGUAUCGGUGUUCGGAAUGCGACCGGCGGUUCUCCUGGAAGUCUGCGCUGGUAAGACACCUCCGGACUCACACGGAGAACGCCACCGAGGCUGAGCUCUCUUACAAAUGCCCAAGGUGUGACUUGGGAUUCAGCAGUAGUACGUACCUUAACAGGCACCUGCUCACACACCAAGAGGAGAGGUUGCAUGUCUGCAGCUGUGGCAAGAACUUUGCCUACAAGGCUGCUCUGACCGCACACCAGCGCACCCACCUGAAAGAGAGGCCACACCAGUGCAAGCAGUGUGGAAAGGGUUUCCUCUACAAGGGAGGGCUGGUAAGUCACAUGAAGAUCCACUCUGAAGAAAUGCCUUUCAUGUGCUCAUUCUGUGGGAAGAGCUUCAAGAGGGAGAGGAACAUGAAGAAACACGAACGCUGCCACACCAGAGAGAACGUGUUCAGCUGCUCGCAGUGCGACAAGACCUUUGUGUACAAGGCCACACUGACCAGGCACGAGCUAACCCACUCGGGGGAGAGACCGUUCCUGUGCUCCGAUUGUGGCAAAGGGUUUUUCUCCCAUGCGGAGCUUCUAAAGCAUGAGCGCUUCCACACGGGCCACAAGCCGUUCCAGUGCUCUCACUGCGGGAAGCAGUUCACCCAGUCCUGCUACCUGACCAUUCACCUGCGCUACCACACAGGGGUACGGCCUUACUCCUGCACCCAUUGUGACAAGAGCUUUCUCAGCGCCAACCGUCUAAAGAGACACCUGAGAACCCACACAGGAGAGAAACCCUACCUGUGUUCAGAGUGUGGCAAAGGGUUCAAACAGUCAUAUCACCUCAAGAUGCACCAGCAGACUCAUGCCACUAAGAUUUACUGAGGCAUGAUUGUGUCUCUGUCCAGACUUCAAUCAAAUGAUUUGGUAGAAUGUAAUGGUGAGUUAGCUGUCGACUGUAGACAACCAGGAGUGUUAAAAUAUAAAUACUGAAUAAAAAUAUAAAUUCAAUAUGCAACAUAUUCAAAGAUUUUAGUGAGUUACAGUUCAUAUAAGGAAAUCAUUCAAUUGAAAUAAAUUCAUUAGGCCAUAAUCUAUGGAUUUCACAUGAAUGGGCAGGGGUGC